Molecule: messenger RNA, 593 nt
Organism: Heteronotia binoei (common prickly gecko)
Lineage: Eukaryota; Metazoa; Chordata; Lepidosauria; Squamata; Gekkonidae
Product: ubiquitin carboxyl-terminal hydrolase 30-like
Exons: 5
Coding region: 15-593 (192 amino acids)
Biological process (GO): protein deubiquitination
Cellular component (GO): cytosol; nucleus
Molecular function (GO): cysteine-type endopeptidase activity; cysteine-type deubiquitinase activity
Source: RefSeq, a predicted model, not a curated record
GCGAGGUUCGGGGGAUGCUGCUGAACCGCCGCGGGGCGGAGAAGGCGGCGGUGCGGCGGCUUCUGCGGGCCGGAGGGGCGGCCAGAUCCAAAGUAAUGAAGAACUGGGGUGUGAUUGGCGGGAUUGCAGCUGCUCUUGCUGCGAGUAUUUAUGUCUUGUGGGGUCCCAUCACGGAGAGGAAAAAGCGCAGAAAAGGGCUAGCGCCAGGCUUGCUUAACCUGGGCAACACAUGUUUCAUGAACUCUUUGCUCCAAAGCUUGUCUGCGUGUCCAUCUUUGAUCAACUGGUUGGAAGAGUUCACAGUUCACACUGAGGCCAACCAGCCUGCAUCCUCUGGGAACCAAAGUUUAUCCCUUACAUUACUCCAGCUCCUGAAAGCUCUCUCCUGCCAAGAGGCCGCAGAAGAGGACAUCCUGGAUGCAAGCUGCCUGCUAGAGGUCCUGAGAACAUACCGGUGGCAGAUCUCCUCUUUCGAAGAGCAGGAUGCUCAUGAGCUCUUCCACGUCCUCACCUCAUCCCUGGAAGAUGAACGAGAUCGCCAGCCCCGAGUCACGAACCUGUUUGACAUGCACUCACUGGAGGUGAGGGUUUGA